AAUGUUUGAGAAAAAGGACAAGUCUUGUAUUUUUUCAGGAGAACUAGUUGGAGUAAAUGUGGGUCUUGCUUGUUUUGAUGGCAUUAUUGCUAUUCUUGCUUUUACUCAGUGCGGAUUCACUCAAGGAAUUCACAGCUAGGAUGGACUCGCCAAAAAGUAAGUUUUAUGUCGCUUUCUGCAGCUUUUGAGUUGAAUUAAAAGAUUUCUAUUUGAAUGCAAACUACUUCAUAGGCUAGCUAGUUUAACGUAGUGUCAUCAGACCAGCUGGUUGAGUGGGGACUUGCACCUUGACCUGAUCUGUGUGAGUCAUCUGACCCCUUAAGGCAGAACCUGGGUGAAAUUGUCUGAACAGGAAGGAAUUUUGGUGACUCCUGUGACACUGCUUGAACUUGGAGAAACGGUUAGGUCGAAAUUAAGGUGCAGCUACAGCAUGCAUCAAUUCGAAAAGUUUUGGGCCCAGGAGGCCUUGGAGGAGAAACCUAUUUGACCAACAUUCCCAAGACUUCAACUUUUUAAGAAGUGUUUUGCUAGCUUUUGUAAUUUCUACACUUGUUGCAAGUAUCAGAAGAAUUUUUUGUUUAUGCCUCAAACACUGACAGAAAACUCAAUGUUCGACUCCUGUACUUUUUUUUAAUAUUGUAACUUUGUACCCAUGGGAACUGCUAUUAAUUAUUUACUAAAAGAACUUGCUAUAAGUUCGUUUAGUGACCAGUAUUGGGAACUAAGAACAGUAACAAUGCAGUUAAAUCAUUAAUCUAUUAUCUGACCUUUGUACUGGGAUGAUUAGAAAACAUGGUGUACCAUUCUGGAAUUAGUAGAAUGGAGGAAACAGAUAAUCAAACUAAUCUAUGGGCCAGUGAAGGGAGAAGAUGGGAGAAGAUAGACUUGGGGUUGAAGUCAAGUCAAUGUUUAGUAAUGUCCAUGCAUCGGUGCGCAUAUAUGUAAACUUAAAGAUGUAUGCAUAUGAUUUAUGUUAAUGUUUUUUUUUCUUUUCUCCUUUUCUCCCUCUGUUUUUAUUCUAAUUCAUGGUACAUCUAACUAUGAUGUUGGUUGGCUGAAAAAAAAAGAGUCAUUAUGUUGAUUUCUAUUUCCAAAUGAAUUGACUUGUUCUUGACCCAAAUGAAUGUGAAUAACAGGUGUUCCAUUUACUGAUUGGGUCUACUAAUACUGGUUACUUCAUUUAUUUUGUCUUGACUCUCAUUGCUGUAUGGAGAAGGUGGCUAUGCUGGUCAUACUCUUGUGGUUUUGUAGCUAUGGCCUUCCCCGGAAUUCUAUUCUUUGCAACAUUUCUUCUACUUUUGUCAUUCUGUUAUACCCCAUGUCUGUCUGGCGGAUUUUUUAUAGGGUAGACCUUUGCCACCAGGCAGAUGAUGAAGAAGAAGAGGAUGAUGAACAGGGCUUUCUGGAAGCUUUACUACAAAAUUCUUUAAAUAGACCGAGGUCAUCAAUUGCAGAUAAUCGCGGAAUAUGUUAUCCUUUACGUUUAAUUCACGUUGGGAACCGUCAAAAAAUAGUGAUUCUGGUUACUGUUCUUGUAUUUCUUUUUAUGAUGACAUUUGCUGUGCUAAUCUGGAUUGGAAUGGAAGAUAAUCCUAUUGAUUCAUCAACUGUCGCUCGGGUUUAUGUAGAUCUUUUUGCUGCAGCAAUACUAUUUUUAGGUGGAGCGUUAGCAUGUUAUGGGCUCCUAUUAUGUCGGAAAAUGAGGAAUGUUAGAUCUGAAAGAGCUUCAUCUGAGAUCUGGAAGGUUGCAGGUUUGGCCAUCGUAUCUGUUAUAUGUUUCACAUCAAGUGCUUUUGUGGCUCUUUUCACUGAUAUUCCGGUGCUUUAUAACUGGCAUGAACUGCAAAUAGAUGGUGUUUGUACUUCUCUUUUACUGAUUUUAUAUUAUUUUAUAGGUUCAUCAGUGCCCUCAGCUUUUGUAUUAUGGGUCAUGAGAGAAUUACCACCCAUGUCAACAGCUAACAUACAAGGAGAAUCAACGACUGUAACUUUCAUUACUGAUAGUUCAGCUGAAAUCCACCAUCCUCGGAGCUGGACAACUGCAGCAAGCUCAUAGAAUCAGGUAUCAACAGUUAGCCCUUCAUAAUUUCUCUUUCAUACAGAAAUACAUGUGCUUAUCUUCCAAACUGGGCAAUGUGAGAUGGAAAUUGGAACAAUCGGAUCAAAUAAGAGUUUGGAUUCCACAAAUGAGCAGUGAUCAAAAGUUUACAAUUGCUGACUUCAGGGCAGUCGGAAUACAGCCGUAAGGUUGCCAUUGCCAUGUUUUUGACAUUUGGAGCAUGUAUAUGGCAUCGGAAUGCUAGAUGAUUUACUUUAGUACCACACUCGUAGGUAUUGAAUAGUUUCCUUAAUAAAUUAAAGCCAGCCAUUAUUAUUGAUCAAGGUUGGUCACAUGUGCCUUAAAUUUAUAGAUGAUAAAUCUACCAGUUUCUUUCUCUUUAUUCUUCCCCAUUCAUUUUUGCUUUAUUUUGCAUGAUGUCAUGCCUUAUGGGGCUAUGGCAUAUCAUUGGAGAAAUAUGUUAUCCCAAAGAUAUAUACAUGGAAUUUCAUAUCAUUUCGCAAACUUAGGCAACGGCAGCAGACUUUCUGCCAUGCAUAAAUGGUCAUGGAA
This is a messenger RNA of Durio zibethinus, 2611 nucleotides long. NCBI's taxonomy places the organism in Eukaryota, Viridiplantae, Streptophyta, Magnoliopsida, Malvales, Malvaceae. The record is from RefSeq and is a predicted model, not a curated record.